GUCUAUCCCCGCCUGCGGUGCUGCGGUGCCGGCGGGCCGUGGCUCCCUCGCCCCGUUGGGGGUUGAAACGUCUGGAUCCUGACUGUCUCGGGCCGGGCUGGAGCUGAGCCGGUGCGGCGGCCGCGCGCUGGGCGAGUGGGGACGGGGUGCAGGGUCGCCCCGGGUCCUGGGGCUCCUGCACCCACAUCUCUGGCAGAUUCUGUCAGUGAUACUUGGCAUCAGGUAGGAAGAUGGAGCCCCUCUGCUGCUUUGGUGAUUUUCGGUCAUAGAUCUCGCUUUGCCUCCCUCUUCUCUUGGGAGCCACAACAUAGAGAAGAUUGCUGUGCUUUUAGGACCCGACUAGUCUGGCCUGACAACAGUGGGAACCAAGUGUCUACCAUCACAAGGAGAUCUCUGCCCUCGGGGGCUGAGAGACCCCCCCAACCUUUCCCCAAGCUGAAACUGCAGGGAAUUGAGGUACCAGCCAGAUGUCUUCUCACAAGGGCUCUGUGGUGGCACAGGGAAAUGGGGCUCCUGCCAGCACCAGGGAAACUGACACCGUAGAACUGGCUGAACUGGGACCCUUGCUAGAAGAGAAGGGCAAACAACGGGCAGUCACCAACCCAACCAAAGCUGAAGAAGAGCAAGCAUGCCCAGUUCCCCAGGAAGAGGAGGAGGAGGUGCGGGUGCUGACACUACCCCUGCAAGCCCACCAUGCCAUGGAGAAGAUGGAAGAGUUUGUCUAUAAGGUCUGGGAGGGCCGCUGGAGGGUCAUCCCAUAUGAUGUGCUCCCUGACUGGCUGAAGGACAAUGACUACCUGCUACACGGCCAUCGGCCUCCCAUGCCCUCCUUCCGGGCCUGUUUCAAGAGCAUCUUCCGAAUCCAUACAGAAACUGGCAACAUCUGGACCCAUCUGCUUGGUUUUGUGCUGUUUCUCUUCUUGGGAAUCUUGACCAUGCUCCGACCAAAUAUGUACUUCAUGGCUCCUCUACAGGAGAAGGUGGUUUUUGGGAUGUUCUUUUUGGGUGCAGUACUCUGCCUCAGCUUCUCCUGGCUCUUCCACACCGUCUACUGUCACUCAGAAAAAGUUUCUCGGACGUUUUCCAAAUGGCACCCAGUUACAGGAAUACACUUCCUACCUGCAUCCUACUAUCCUGUGUGGAACUGGGGAGCCAGAGGACUGCUUUCUAAGACCAAACUGGAUUAUUCAGGGAUUGCCCUACUGAUUAUGGGGAGCUUUGUCCCCUGGCUGUACUACUCCUUCUACUGUUCCCCACAGCCACGGCUCAUCUACCUCUCCAUCGUCUGUAUCCUGGGCAUUUCUGCCAUCAUUGUGGCACAGUGGGACCGGUUUGCCACUCCUAAGCACCGACAAACAAGAGCAGGAGUAUUUCUGGGACUUGGCCUGAGUGGUGUUGUGCCCACAAUGCAUUUUACUAUCGCUGAGGGCUUUGUCAAGGCCACCACAGUUGGUCAGAUGGGCUGGUUCUUCCUCAUGGCUGUGAUGUAUAUCACCGGAGCUGGCCUUUAUGCUGCUCGAAUUCCUGAGCGCUUCUUUCCUGGAAAAUUUGAUAUAUGGUUCCAGUCGCAUCAGAUUUUCCACGUGCUGGUGGUGGCAGCAGCCUUUGUCCACUUCUAUGGGGUCUCCAACCUUCAGGAAUUCCGUUACGGCCUAGAAGGUGGCUGUACUGAUGACUCCCUUCUCUGAGCCUUCCUACCUGAGGGGUGGAGGAGGAACUUCCCAAGUGCUUUUAAAAAUAACUUCUUUGCUGAAGUGAAAGGAAAAGUCUGAGUUGUCUGUUUCUAGAAGAAACCUCUUAGAGAAAAUUCAGUACCAACUAAGCUUCAGCCCACUUUCACACCCACUGGGCAAUAAACGUUCUAUUUUUGUAGCUGAGGUGAGUCAGGAUGGUGAAACUUAACCAUCCUCCUCAGCAUCCCCCUCCUCAGCAAGGCAACUGCUGUCUGUCCCCUCACAGACAGUUACCUGAAAGCUCACGCUGAGAUUCUAUGUUUCCUCCAGCCAAGGGGGGUGGGGGGGAGGGCAGAGACUGGGGCUCUUCAGAAAUUCUGUUUCUGGAAGAAAAUGCCCCUUCCUUACCCAUACCCUUCCUUUAUAACCUGGCUUAUAACAAGCCACCCAUUUUUGUAGCACACUUUAAAAAAAAAAAAAAAAAUUACCGGUCCAAUCUUUGUAGGGCCUGGAUCUGCCACUUACAGCAAAGACAGAACAAAGUUACUGACUUUUACAUAGCCCUGCUAAUCAUGGAAGUGUGUCCAGGCUUCAAGCAACUUGAGUUUUAAUUUUUUUUUUUCUUAGCAGAGUAAUGUAAAAUUUAAAUGGGGAAAGAUAUUUAAUAUUUAAUACUAAGCUUUACAAAGAAACCUGCUAUCAUUCCUAUGUAUCUUGAUGCAAAGAGUAUGAUGAUAAUAAAAGAAAGUACAGAAGACGCUUGGUAUUUAA
Erinaceus europaeus (western European hedgehog) is the source of this 2444-nucleotide messenger RNA. RefSeq names its product adiponectin receptor 1 (gene ADIPOR1). Lineage: Eukaryota; Metazoa; Chordata; Mammalia; Eulipotyphla; Erinaceidae. The transcript has 10 exons. Bases 468 to 1688 code for a protein of 406 amino acids. The record is from RefSeq and is a predicted model, not a curated record. Gene Ontology annotation, molecular function: signaling receptor activity. Gene Ontology annotation, cellular component: plasma membrane. Gene Ontology annotation, biological process: adiponectin-activated signaling pathway.